GAGGAUGGGGAGCGAGGCAGGAGGGGGAGGGGCCUCGGAGAGCCCAGAAAAACGACAACGCGAGAAAAAUUAGUAUUUUUGCACUUCACAAAUUAAUGACCAUGAGCUCGUUUUUGAUAAACUCCAACUACAUCGAGCCCAAGUUCCCGCCCUGCGAGGAGUUCGGGGCGCCCGGCGGCCCCGACGGGGGAGGCUACCCCCCGGCCCCGCAGCCCCCGCAGCCCCCGCCGUCCCCGCACCUGCAGCCGCCCCCGGGGGCCGGCCGCUCGCCCCCGGGCUACUACCGCCCGCCGCGGCCCGGGCCGGAGUCGGGGUACCCGGCGCCCGCGCCCCCCACCGCCCUCUACCCCGCACCCCCGCCGCCGCCGCCGCCGCCCGCUACCCCCCCCGCCCCCGCCGCCCCCUGCCCGGGGUCCCGCGGCCGUCCCUCCCCCGCCGCUCCCGCCGCCCCCGCCGGACAGAGCCUGCUUGUGACCGGUCACGUCCUGCAGCCCCCUCAGCCGCAGCCGCACCCCGCGCCCCCUCCGCCCCCACCUCCCCCGGCGCUCUCCCGCCGCAGCGAGGCUGCCCCAGCCGCCGCGGGAAGCCCCCCAGGGUGCCCCCUGCUCCUGGCGGACAAGAGCCUGUGCGGCCUCAAGGGCGGCAAGGAGCCCGUCGUGUACCCCUGGAUGAAAAAGAUCCAUGUCAGCACCGUCAACCCCAAUUACAAUGGAGGGGAACCCAAACGCUCCCGAACCGCCUACACCAGGCAGCAGGUCUUGGAGCUGGAGAAGGAGUUUCAUUUUAACCGUUACCUGACCCGGCGGCGUCGCAUCGAGAUCGCUCACACGCUCUGCCUCUCCGAGCGCCAGGUCAAGAUCUGGUUCCAAAACCGGAGGAUGAAGUGGAAGAAGGACCACAAACUGCCCAACACCAAGAUGCGCUCCUCGGCCCCGGCCUCGGGGAGCCAACCCUCCAAGGCACAGACUCAGGGCCCGAAUCUUCACCCUCGUCACCAGCCAGGUGCCUCUGCACCCAACUCUUCUACGCUCUAAUCGUCCACAUCCCCAGAUCGAUUUUAUUCCCCCUCUGCUUCUUCCUUUCUUCUUCUGCCCCUCUUUCUCUCCCCCCCCCCCCCGCCCCGGCCUGGACCAAAAAUAAACACCAACACAACACUCAACUGCUUUGUAAAUAACGAAGAUGAGAAAGAGAGAAGACACGAUCUCUGUGUGGCAGAGGACAGGUUGUCAUCCGGAUCUGGACCACUAGAUCAGGCACAGGCUGGCCAGCCUACCAGUGGGAUUGUUUAUUUAUGGAAAUGCUCACAGAGCUGGGAUGGGAAGUUCGGUACCUAACUAAGAAGGACUCCUUUGUAUGCUGUAUUUUUUAAAUGGCUAAAAUAAACCGUCCCAUCCAGUGGUGACUUGAGUUGUGCAGUUCUCGGGAAAUGUCCAUCUACAUCUAGUGCAAACAAAAGAACCAGGCCCCUCCUCCCUCCUAUCUUGUAUCCCCCCCCCUCCCAAGCAGCUUGCAAAAACUGAUACUGAACAGAAAAGAGAAGAGGACAUUUGGAAUGUCCUAAGGUUAUUUAACUGGUCUCCAGGUGUAUAGUCCCUGAUGAUAUUUGUGACAUAUUAGUUUCUCUUUAUCUCAUUUAUUUAAAAUAUUGUUAGAGGUUUAUUGUUGUCUUACUCUCUGGCCCAGUUCUAACUGGCAAGAGGGGGCCCAUUUAGAUCCACAUGAGACUGUAAAUUGUGGGUUUUGGUGUAACUGUAUAUAGAGCCAAGUGCUGAGAAUAAAUCUUGUAAAACAACAACAAACCAUGAUAUUAAAAGCUUAAAACAA
Molecule: messenger RNA, 1824 nt
Organism: Phascolarctos cinereus (koala)
Lineage: Eukaryota; Metazoa; Chordata; Mammalia; Diprotodontia; Phascolarctidae
Source: RefSeq, a predicted model, not a curated record